CCGACUCAGGUCUAGGCCGGCAUACUGUACACAUACCGUACUCUUUUUUUACUUCAAUGUAGCAGUCUCAUGCUGGCACCAGAAUGGCGUGAAGAGUGCCUUAUCACAUUGUUCACCGGCUCAAGGCCCCUUCUUUCCUUCAACAAGCCUCUCUCUCGAAGCCACAUUCCCCUUGAGCAGUAGCUCUGACUAUCCGCAACGCUCCUUUGUAUUUGUUGAUCGUCGCCCCAUAUAUAACAUUCUUCACGCAGUAUUUACCACCACCUCCGGACUUCCUAUUUUGCCACGAGGCACACAGCCACUCUCACCUUUGUCUGAUCGUCCCAAAACGGGACAUCAGAUCGAAUCAAACGACUCGCACACCCGGCCGCCUCGACCUGCUUCUUUCUCCUCGUACCAUCAACUCCUUGUACGCCUCCCUGAACCGGCUCCCUGGUUGUGCAGCAACACCGUCUGACAGUUGAUCCGUUACCAGUGUUUUUCACUUGACCUGCUGAUCAACUCCGCCAUCUACACUUCGUCCUACAUGUGGCCAAUACAAUAACCUUGGUCGUUUCCCGCUCUGUGCGCCUCUCUUCGUCCUCUCGUUCAGUCGCCCGGAUUUCGAAAGAAGUGUAAGAGAUUGGACCAAGUUGUACACGCGGAAGGCCGAGGCCAGGUACUUCUGUUGAAGUCCUGCGAUGCCUCUUCCCUCGGAUGGGCAAGACCCAGAACCAGAGUCGCCCAUACCGUUAAGACAAAGGCAGAGAGCACCGACGAUUAGCAUCGACGACUCUGCCGUCGACACCUAUGCCGAGGAACUUCCUAGUGCCUCCUCAGACAAGCCCGGUCCUCUGCCGCGAAUACAAACAAAAAACCUCGACAAUGCACCCGUCCUCGCAUCUCCCCUUUCCACCUCCCCUACCGAUGUCCGCGCGUCGACGGAUACACGAGAGUCCCGGCCUACAUCUCCGCACAAUGUAUCGUCACCGAGGACAAAUAUGUUCGACGGAGCGUCCACCCAGACCUUCUUGUCAGUGCCGGGUUUCAGGAAUAGGGCGGCCUCAAUGGAGUCGGAGGCAGUCUCGCCGACUUCAGAAUUUGGCGGAGAUACUCAGAUAGCAUCGAGUACAUCGGGGUUGGACGAUUUAAGGAAGAACUCGUUCAGUAACAAUGACGAGAUUAUAAACGACAAAGAUGCGCUCAAGCCAGAUCCGGGCCAGGAAGCUGAUUUCCAAGUGGACGACAACAGGUUUGCAUUCACACCAGGACAAUUGAACAAAAUCAUCAACCCCAAGAGUCUAGCAGCUUUCCAUGCUCUUGGUGGGCUUGCAGGCUUAGAAAAAGGGCUACGGACGAAUCGAAGAAGCGGUCUUAGUGCUGACGAAAUGGGCUUGGAUGGCUCGGUCAGCUUUGAAGAGGCUGUUCAAGCGGGACCCGAGCAGGAAGAACACUAUGGCUCUGUCAAACGGACUACCACAAGCCAUUCGAUGAGUGCUGCUGCGAAGACGACUGAGAAUUCUUUCUCCGACCGCAAGCGUAUAUUCAAAGACAACCGAUUACCGGAGAAGAAAGCCAAAACCUUCUGGCAACUUGCGUGGAUAGCGUACAACGACAAAGUCCUGAUCCUGCUUUCUGUUGCCGCUGUUAUAUCUCUGGCACUGGGCAUAUACCAAACCGUCAGACCGGCCCCAUCCGAAGAACACGAAGCUCGAGUUGAAUGGGUAGAGGGGGUGGCCAUCAUGGUUGCCAUCUUUGUUGUCACCUUUGUGGGAGCUCUCAACGACUACCAGAAAGAGCGUCAGUUCAUCAAACUCAAUCGUAAGAAGGAAGAGAGAAUGGUCAAGGUUGUUCGUUCCGGGAAGUCCCAGGAGAUCUCGGUCUAUGAUGUUCUGGUCGGGGAUGUGAUGCACCUUGAGCCAGGUGAUUUGAUCCCAGUUGAUGGCGUUUUCAUCGAGGGACAUAACGUGAAAUGCGACGAAUCUUCCGCCACUGGCGAGUCUGAUAUUAUUCGAAAAACACCGGCCGAUGAGGUAUAUCAUGCCAUUGAGAAUCACCAAAACCUGAAGAAGAUGGACCCGUUCAUUCUAUCUGGAGGCAAAGUUUCCGAAGGAGUGGGAACGUUUCUCGUCACAUCUGUUGGUGUCAAUUCGAGCUACGGCAAAACGUUGAUGUCUCUACAAGACGAGACCCAAUCUACACCUCUACAAUCGAAGCUAAACGUUUUGGCCGAGUACAUUGCCAAACUUGGUCUCGCCGCCGGUUUACUACUCUUCGUCGUUCUCUUCAUCAAGUUCCUAGUCGAACUCAAAAACAUGGACGGAGGCUCUCAAGCAAAGGGUCAGCGAUUCCUCCAAAUUUUCAUUGUCGCAGUGACAAUCAUUGUUGUUGCUGUGCCUGAGGGCUUACCCUUGGCUGUCACACUGGCACUUGCCUUUGCAACGACUCGAAUGCUCAAGGACAACAACUUGGUACGACUCUUGCGCGCCUGUGAAACGAUGGGCAAUGCCACCACAGUCUGUUCCGACAAGACUGGAACAUUGACCCAAAAUAAGAUGUCUAUGGUAGCCGGGACGCUUUCAACUGCUUCGAGAUUUGGCGAUAAACCACAACUAGUCCGUUCCACGGCAGAUGGAAACAAUGACAAAAUGUCGUCGACCGAGGCCAGUGCGGGUGACGUGUCGGCCGGUGAAUUUAUUGCAACUCUCGCAUCUGACACCAAAGAACUUCUCAAGGACUCAGUCGUCUUAAACUCAACAGCAUUCGAAGGAGAGGAAGCCGGCAAGAAAGCUUUUAUUGGGUCCAAGACCGAGACAGCUCUACUAUCUUUUGUUGCAGAACACCUUAGUGUUGAGUCUUUGAGCGAAGAAAGAUCCAACGCAGACGUUGUCCAGAUGGUGCCUUUCGACUCUGGCAGGAAAUGCAUGGCUGUUGUGGUCAGGCUGGCGAACGGGAAGUUCCGAAUGAUGGUGAAAGGAGCGUCAGAAAUCUUGAUCAGCAAAUGUUCGAGAAUCGUCAGCGACCCCACGAAAGGUAUCACCGAUGCUCCCAUUACUUCGGAUCAGAUCGAGACACUCAAUGGUAUUGUCAGCAACUAUGCCUCCAGGUCACUGCGCACAAUUGCUCUCUUAUUCCGAGAUUUCUCGGAAUGGCCACCGCGCGGUGCUGUCUUAAUCGACGAUAAGAAACAAGCGGAUUUCGACAAGGUCUUCAAGGAUAUGACAUUCUUCGGCGUGGUGGGCAUCCAGGAUCCAUUGAGGCCUGGCGUAGAGAAAGCCGUGCACGACUGUCAGGUGGCUGGUGUUUUUGUACGCAUGGUCACUGGUGACAACAUCAUGACUGCCAAGGCCAUAGCUACCGAGUGUGGUAUCUUCACGCCUGGUGGUAUCGCGAUGGAGGGGCCAGUCUUCAGAAAAUUGAGCACCAAACAGCUGACCCAAGUCAUUCCACGUUUGCAGGUGCUUGCACGUUCCAGCCCAGAGGACAAAAAGCUUCUUGUCGGCCAUUUGAAGAAGCUCGGCGAGACGGUUGCAGUCACUGGUGACGGCACCAACGACGCACCAGCACUCAAGACCGCAGAUGUGGGCUUCUCCAUGGGUAUCGCUGGUACCGAGGUCGCCAAGGAGGCAUCAUCCAUUAUCUUGAUGGACGACAACUUUGCAUCUAUUGUCAAGGCUAUUUCUUGGGGCAGAACGGUCAAUGAUGCCGUCAAGAAGUUUCUACAGUUUCAAGUCACGGUCAACAUCACCGCCGUCCUUCUCACGUUCGUCUCUGCUGUGGCCAAUGACGACGAAACUUCCGUCCUGACGGCUGUGCAACUGCUCUGGGUCAAUUUGAUCAUGGAUACGUUUGCCGCCCUUGCCUUGGCUACCGAUCCUCCUACGCACUCGAUUCUCAAACGCAGACCGGAGCCUAAAUCGGCCCCGUUGAUCACCAUUACGAUGUGGAAGAUGAUCAUCGGACAAUCAAUAUAUCAGCUUGUGGUUACGUUAAUCCUGUACUUCGCCGGCGAAAGUAUACUGUCAUAUCAGACCCAAGGUGAGAAGGAUCGACUUCAGAGUACGAUUUUCAACACCUUCGUCUGGAUGCAGAUCUUCAAUCAGUAUAACUCUCGUCGACUGGACAAUCAUUUCAACAUCUUCGAGGGAGUCUUGAAGAAUUGGUGGUUCAUGGGCAUCCAGGUCAUUAUCAUUGGCGGGCAAUGUCUGAUCAUGUUCGUUGGCGGGCAAGCAUUCUCCAUCAACCGCAUCAACGGCGCACAAUGGGGCUACUCAAUUGUGCUCGGAGCGCUGUCCAUGCCCAUUGCAGUCAUAAUUAGAUUGCUGCCCGACGAAAUCUUUGCCAAAAUGAUCCCCAGCAUUCGAUUUGGUAAGAAACAUGCUCCACAGUUUACUCUGGAGGAUGACGAAGAGCUUCGACACUGGAACCCUGCGUUGGAAGAGAUUCGAGAAGAGCUCACAUUCCUCAAGAAGCUCCGAGGAGGAAGGAUGUCCGAGUUGGCGUAUAAAUUGCAACAUCCUCGAGAUACCUUCAUGCCACGAUCGCGGAGUCCCUCUCGGUCGAGAUCCAAUAGUGACCUGCCUCAGACACCGGAGGGAGAAGUGGUACCACCGGAUCAAUCUUCCGCGUCGCCCUCAACACCCGAGAGAUACAGGAGACGAGCAAGAUCAAGUUCGAAUUCUGUAUUUGGACCUGCCGCAGCCAUGGCAGGAAUUGUUGCAGGCAGUGUGGCUGGAGGAUGGUCUCCAGUCGAACGCCGCAAUCUAGAACCCGAAACUAUCCAUUUCCAUCGAGCACGAUCUCAUUCCGGUGUAGAAGGGACUCCUGGUAUGGAAAUCCACCCGGCAACUUCACAAGAUGAUCCAGUCUUUGCCGAGAGCAUCCCAAAGAAUGGCAUCCCACCGAGUCAAAUCGCCAGUCUGGCGCCACAUUUCAGCCAUGCACCACCACACAGUCCCCCAACACGCUCGAAAAGCUCACACUCACGGUCGACGUCAUCGACAUCACAUGUGUGAAGACUAGAGCUUGAGAACAUUUCUCUGGUUUUACUAUUUGGAAAGAGUCUGCGCUGCGUUGGAAUGGCAAUAAGUUUCUACUCGUGCGUAUGUAUUGCCAUGCAGAGAGUAUGGCUGGAGAAGUCAUGACGCACAUGUGGCCAUAGGCCGUGAAAGCGGUUGCAACACGAGCGCCGCACUUCGUGUGACAAGGUACAAAUAUAAUCUGACGGUCAAAAAACUAGGCUUGUCGAAGGCAGAGCUGAGGACGACAGCAGUUCAUCAGAGACGCCUUAUUUCUGGUCGUGACUUACCAUCGUGAGGAAAGGGGUCUGGCACGGAUACGAGGUAAACGCCAGCCUUGCACCAAACACAUUUCGGGGGCGAGAUACGGAGUACAGUGUACAUGUCAAAACGGACAAAAAGCAUUGGGACGGGCCAGCUUCUUUGAACAUAGCAAUGAACAAUUAAUCAGAUGUGCAGAAGAUUGACUGCGCAAAAAGGAGCACGAGUACGUUCAUCAUUAGUAGGUGCCUGGACUUAGGUGGUAAGAGUAUCCUGCGUAGUCAUACUCCGUAAUUGGUACUUGGGUUGCUCCAGGGACAUUCCAUGCUGAGUCAAGGUACCUGUGGUCUGCGCGAG
This is a messenger RNA of Exophiala oligosperma, 5615 nucleotides long. RefSeq names its product calcium-translocating P-type ATPase, PMCA-type. Bases 681 to 4994 code for a protein of 1437 amino acids. Lineage: Eukaryota; Fungi; Ascomycota; Eurotiomycetes; Chaetothyriales; Herpotrichiellaceae. The transcript is spliced from 2 exons. The record is from RefSeq and is a predicted model, not a curated record. Gene Ontology annotation, biological process: calcium ion transmembrane transport; intracellular calcium ion homeostasis. Gene Ontology annotation, molecular function: P-type calcium transporter activity; ATP hydrolysis activity; ATP binding. Gene Ontology annotation, cellular component: membrane; intracellular membrane-bounded organelle.